AUGGAAGAUCAACCCGGACUACCCUCGACGGAGGGUUUCCAUUACCCACCCCUCCAUCCAGCAGGGAACGCCAUAAGAGUCCUAGUUGUGGAACCUGGCGAUUUUGAUGACGAGAUUAUAUCGACACUCACACCGGUUGUCUUCAGUGAGAAGCCGAAGUAUGUGGCACUCUCAUAUACUUGGGGGUAUUCGUAUCCAGACAACGUUAGGCUUCCUAUUGCGCCAAUACCCGCAGGUGAGUCACCGAGUGGCUACACAGAUACGAUUCCAAUUGGCUAUGAUAACGGGAUACAAGCGCCUGAGGCGUCGGCGAUGGCGGCGAGUAACGAAGCAGGCUUCAUCAUUACACAUCCGUUACUUUUAUGGAUCGACGCUAUCUGCAUCAACCAAGGGAACACAGAGGAGCUGAAUAUGCACGUUUCCAUGAUGUCUUUCAUCUACAAACGAGCAACCACCGUUGUAGCAUGGCUUGGCGUCAAGGAGUACAAAGACCAAUACACUAGUUUCCAAUACAUGCACAGAGAAUGGAAGUUUGGACAAACGACACACCUAGCUGGAUAUGUCGACGAUCCAUCCAGUAUGGACUACUCUGCAGAGCCCGACGAAAAUACUUUCGCUCGUGUCACACGGAGCACUUAUUGGACACGACUAUGGAUAGUGCAGGAAGUAUGUCUACCCCAGAGGCUUAACUUCGCGUAUGGGUCGAAAUUAUGGUCUUGCGAAGAUCUGCGCCACUGGAGACAUCCCAAUAUAUCUGGCACUGGACUGGAGAAUAUGGCCCACCUUCUAAAGGCCAAAAGUAGCGAGGUACGAGACAAGAUCUAUGGCCUUGUGGGACUGGCGAAUGAUAUCAAGCCACACUCAAGUACCGAUGGCAUAGAUCCCAUGGGGCAGUACACUGAGUCGCUGGAUCUCCAAAAUGAGGAUCUCCCCGAUGCGCCAAAGGGGAAAAGAAUGUUCAAAAUCGAUUAUUCCCGUUCGCUAUAUGAGCUUUGGGUUGAUGUCUUAAAAUAUAUAUACUUCAAACCCCAAGGGGGAAGUACCAGACAAACCCUAAGUGUUACACGGUCAUCCUCGUUCUCGGGCGGGGAUAUUCUCGUCGGAAAGGAGAAGCAACUCUACGUUGCAAGGGCCUCUGGAAUGGUUCAAAAAGCUCUUGGGCAGAAGGUCCUAAGCUCCGAACCGGUCAUCCGGGCUAUAGGUUACCUCAGCGGCGAAGUGCUAGAGUUAGAUCCAGAGUGCACCUCUCUAAUAGUUAGCCAUCAUUCAGAACAGGAAUGGCUAGAUUGCAUAGAAAGCCAUUACGCCGACUCGGCCAACAUAGAAGCGCUACGAAUAACGAAUGAACAAUAUAUGGUCAAAAUAUUAGAGUACACGGAUCAGGACAUGGCGAGAAUCCGCGACAUUGACAACCCCAAAGUCACAGCUUGGAGCCUUACUGGCCGCAGGCCUCAGAUCUCCAGCCCCGCGUACAUUGCUGAGUACGCGAAGAUAUGGAAAGAUGCGCGAGGACAAGAUCGGAACCACUCAACUGGGUCGACAAUCUGCCUCUGUACUGGAAAUCAGAUCGCGAUUAUCCCGCCAACGACUAAACCGGGGGAUGUCAUCGUCAGAUUCUGGGAUUGCAAUGCUGCAAUCGUUAUGCGACCCUUUGCUAAUGUCAAUGACGAUCAGAACACGUCCUUCAUGCUUGUCGGGAGGGCGGAUGUCGCUGAAGUCGUGGAGGGGCACACUGACAAUGAAAUCGAGUCAAAACAACAUGCACGGCCGGUAGAAGGACUCUUAGGUCAUCUAUCACCUCGUUACGCUAAAGGCUCCCAAGUUCCCGGCGCAGUAUAUGUGGACUUGGAUUUUGCUACGUUACAGCUGAUCACUGCUUCAAUAGAGAUUGGGGAGCAGCAGAGUUUCUAA
This is a messenger RNA of Hypoxylon trugodes, 1911 nucleotides long. Its product is annotated as heterokaryon incompatibility protein-domain-containing protein. NCBI's taxonomy places the organism in Eukaryota, Fungi, Ascomycota, Sordariomycetes, Xylariales, Hypoxylaceae. The transcript has 4 exons. The record is from RefSeq and is a predicted model, not a curated record. The coding region runs from base 1 to 1911 and encodes 636 amino acids.